Molecule: messenger RNA, 1798 nt
Organism: Dipodomys spectabilis (banner-tailed kangaroo rat)
Lineage: Eukaryota; Metazoa; Chordata; Mammalia; Rodentia; Heteromyidae
Gene: Aaas
Product: aladin WD repeat nucleoporin
Exons: 16
Coding region: 139-1776 (545 amino acids)
Biological process (GO): nucleocytoplasmic transport
Cellular component (GO): nuclear pore
Molecular function (GO): protein binding
Source: RefSeq, a predicted model, not a curated record
UUCCGUUGAGCUUCGCGUCGUCAUUGGUCCCAUGCGGCUACCCGUCGGCAUACGAAUCUAGCCCGGGAACUAAGAAUCGGAGGAACGCGGACAUCGUUCGGCAGCUUGCCGGCUCCAGACGUCCUCGGGGCUGGCAAGAUGUGCUCCCUAGGGUUGUUUCCCCCGCCGCCGCCUCGGGGUCAAGUCACCUUAUACGAGCACAAUAACGAAUUGGUGACCGGCAGUAGCUACGAGAGCCCGCCUCCCGACUUCCGGGGCCAGUGGAUCAAUCUUCCUGUCCUACACCUGACCAAGGAUCCCUUAAAGACCCCUGGAAGGCUGGACCAUGGUACAAGAACUGCAUUCAUCCAUCACCGGGAGCAAGUGUGGAAGAGAUGCAUCAGCAUUUGGCGUGAUGUGGGCCUCUUUGGUGUGCUGAAUGAAAUUGCAAACUCAGAGGAAGAAGUGUUUGAGUGGGUGAAGACAGCCUCCAGCUGGGCCCUAGCCCUUUGUCAAUGGGCCUCCUCACUCCAUGGCUCCCUCUUCCCCCACCUGUCUCUCCGGAGCGAAGAUCUGAUUGCUGAAUUUGCCCAAGUUACAAAUUGGUCCAACUGCUGCUUGAGGGUGUUUGCCUGGCACCCUCACACCAACAAGUUUGCAGUGGCCCUCCUGGAUGACUCCAUCCGUGUGUAUAAUGCCAACAGCACGAUUGUCCCUUCCUUGAAACACCGGCUACAGAGAAAUGUGGCAGCUCUUGCCUGGAAGCCCCUCAGCGCCUCUAUCUUGGCUGUGGCCUGCCAGAGCUGUAUUCUUAUCUGGACCCUGGACCCUACCUCCCUGUCUACCCGGCCUUCUUCUGGCUGUGCCCAAGUGUUGUCUCAUCCUGGGCACACACCUGUCACCAGCUUGGCCUGGGCACCCAGUGGGGGAAGGCUGCUCUCCGCUUCCCCUGUGGAUGCUGCUAUCCUGGUAUGGGAUAUUUCGACAGAGAUCUGUGUCCCCCUCCCAUGGUUUCGAGGAGGUGGAGUUACCAACCUGCUCUGGUCCCCAGAUGGCAGCAAAGUCUUAGCAACUACUCCUUCACCUGUCUUUCGAGUCUGGGAGGCCCAGAUGUGGACUUGUGAGAGAUGGCCUACACUGUCAGGGCGCUGUCAGACUGGCUGCUGGAGCCCAGAUGGAAACCGACUGCUGUUUACAGUAUUAGGGGAGCCAUUGAUUUACUCUCUGUCAUUCCCAGACCGUUGUGGUGAGGGAAAAGGGCGUGUUGGAGGUGCAAAAUCAGCAACAAUUGUGGCAGAUCUGUCUGAGACAACAAUACAGACCCUAGAUGGUGAGCAGAGGCUUGGAGGAGAGGCCCAUUCCAUGGUCUGGGACCCCAGUGGGGAGCGCUUGGCUGUGCUCAUGAAAGGCAACCCACGAGUGCAGGAUGGGAAACCAGUCAUCCUCCUUUUUCGUACCCGAAACAGCCCUGUGUUUGAGCUUCUUCCCUGUGGCAUCAUCCAGGGGGAGCCAGGAGCCCAGGCCCAGCUCAUCACUUUCCAUCCUUCCUUCAACAAAGGAGCCUUGCUCAGUGUGUGCUGGUCCACAGGCCGGAUUGCCCACAUCCCUCUGUACUUUGUCAAUGCCCAGUUUCCACGGUUUAGCCCAGUGAUUGGCCGGACCCAAGAGCCCCCAGCUGGAGGUGGAGGCUCUGUUCAUGAGCUGCCACUCUUUACAGAGACAUCACCAACCUCUGCCCCUUGGGACUCUCUUCCAGGGCCAUCUGGUCAGCCGUACUCCCCUCACCCUCACCUCUAAUAAAAUUUUGUCUUCCAUUUGA